Molecule: messenger RNA, 4724 nt
Organism: Liolophura sinensis
Lineage: Eukaryota; Metazoa; Mollusca; Polyplacophora; Chitonida; Chitonidae
Product: adenosine receptor A2a-like
Exons: 1
Coding region: 2828-3700 (290 amino acids)
Biological process (GO): G protein-coupled receptor signaling pathway
Cellular component (GO): membrane
Molecular function (GO): G protein-coupled receptor activity
Source: RefSeq, a predicted model, not a curated record
AGUUGUUUGAGGAAUGUAUCUUGUGAUUCUUGACUUCAAAAGACCCUUGAUGGUGUACAAGUGAUAUAUGGUUGUCAGCCUUGAAACACCAUUUACUGCUGAAUGAGCCACUUAGCAAAGUUAGCUGCACUCCAAAUAUAAAGAAUCUAUCUGUUAAGCUAGUCCAACAUUAUCCAACAUGAAGGAAGUACAUGCAAUGUAAAUAAAAUUUACCAAACCAAUCAUUAUUGUUUAAAUGAAUUUAUGCUGUCAUAAACAAUCUGUUAUUGUCAUUGGUUUGUUAUGUUCAAUGUAGCCUAUAACUUUAUGUUUUCUUCUAGUACGGAUAAUAACAAUUCAUUGUUUCCUCAAAUGAUACGGUAGCACAAAAGGUCAAUGUUAAAUCAGUCGAAGAAAGAUACUGAAUGAGGUACCUUCAAUUUGCAUCUAACCUCUCUCUGUAGAAGAAUGGUUUCUGAGUUUCUGAUAUUUUUAUAUCACAGAAUAAAUAAGCAUUCCUGAAAAAAAAAUGAGUAAAACAAAAGUUAUCCUGAUGAAUUUGCAAAAUUAUCUGUCAAUGUUCACUGAUGACAGUAAAUAAUGCCCAUAACCUAUUUCCCUGAGGUAUUUGAACUAGCUCAUGAAACAAAUCUUUUUAUUCAAUUUACCUAAAACUAAAAUGGCACUUGUAAACCCAGGUUCUAUCUGAUCACUUCAUCCUUCUGCCAAGAGUAAUCCAAUACAUGUAUUUAAACCAGAUUUUACAUCUUCUCAAUCCAUUUACUUCGAGCAAACAGCAUUCAUUCUAAUUCAGCAUUUUCCUACUGUUAUCCAGACUUUAAUGUACAGUGUCUAUUAUUUAGAAAUGGAAUGAUGGAACUUCAUCAGAUAAAUGUUGACACAGAAUUGCAUGACAAUCUGAAAUUGGAAUCAAGAUGUAUAUGUACAAUGUAUUACACCUUAUUUACAAUCUGAAUUACAUGUAAGUGUUAAAAUAUAGCCAUCCACUAGCUAUGUACGAAACAUAAUGAACUAAAUUCUUCAUUCCAUAUUUUCUUAAAUGAAUGACACAUAUAUAAUAAAUGAUCGCUUGAGAUUAGAAAUGCCACAAAAAAAUUAUUUCACUGAGGUGGGUAGCAUGCCAUCAUCGUGCAAUGACCCAGGAGCCUCUCAUCAAUGUAGUUGCUGUAAGUUUAGGUCUAGCCCAUGCUGGCUUCCUUCCCAGCCAUACAUGGCAAGGUCUGGCAGCAACAUGCGAAUGGUUGUGACUUUCCCCUGGGCUCUGCUCGGUUUCCUCCCACCAUAAUGCUGGCCGCCGUUGUAAAUGUGAAAUAUUCUUAAGUACAGAGUAAAACACCAAUCAAAUAAAUAAACAAAUACAUAGAAUUAUUUCACCCUUACCAUCGCAAUAUACAUAUAUAUACCAGAAGGUGAAUUAAAGAAAUAUGUGGUCCUGUACUGUUGACUUCUCUUGCAUUAGCAUUUCAGAACAAAUCAUAAUGUUUGCAUUUGUCAUAAUGAAAGUCUUUUGUCCAUGGGCCGUACAAUGUGAUGGAGAUGUCCAUUUGUUCAUGAGUGGAACCCUCAACCCCUGUUUUGGAGGCCUGUUCAUGUAUCAAUAAUUCUGUGUGGUUGAUUAUUGGUGAUACAAUGUGUUUUCACCUACACUUGCCAAUUCAAGGGUUUCUAUGACAACAACAUUGUAAUGAAGCUGCAGCAAAUCCCAUUUCUUAUUCAAUAUCAGACUAUGACUCCGUCAAAGUGUUGUGUGUUCAAACAGUGGGACCAGUAGGCGUUUCCACACGAGUCAUGUUUUACUGUUGUUAUAGACCUAAUUUUUGCAAAACUUUGCUGGCAGAAUUCUAAAAAUAAUUAAUAAUAAUAAAGCAGCCAGAUUCUCACUUGUUUCAGAUAACAAGGGAUCAUUGAUCUAACUUCAUGUAUUAUUCAAAUCUCUUGAACAGCAUGUCAUCAGAAUGUUGACAUUUACACAAAAAUUCACAAUAUCACAGGUAAUCAAUUCAAACAUAAUUACUUUUGAUACUGAUGCUACCUUUUAUCUCUUCUCUUUAUUCAACAUAAAAUUUCCUGAACUGUUUGAAUAAGAGAUGAACACGCUUUCCUCAGGGAUAUGUAUUCUGGUGAUGGUAAUCUAAGCUAUUCAUUGCAAUGUUUUGAAUUGCCAUACUCAAGAAUUUUUCAUUCAUGGGAUAGGGGCCAUUUUUUUCGGUUGAAGGAAGCCAAAAUAAAGCUACCGAACUUUGGUGAAUUGUUGUCCACCUCUCGAAGACGUGGCGUCACAUAGGUGGGAGGCUUGUGCAAGCACCUUAUUGGCCCAGUCAAGGCCCACUCCUUUAGGCGAUUCAGGACACGUCUGACAAAAUUUUUCACCAAACACCAAGACCUUGUGUUCACACACAUCUACUGAUCAAACAAGAGGAGCAUUGUUGAUAAUGAUAGACAGACUGUCUGCUCAUUCCAAACAUUAUAUGACAAUACAGAGGAAGUGGAAGCAUGACUGCUUAUACAGUGCAAUGACUACCAAUCAGAACUGAACAAAUCAGAAUGAAAUGAAUUGAUAAAUGGCACAUUCACUGAAGUUCAUGCAGAUUCUGGACAAACUGAUGUACCAAACUGACCUGAACACACUCAAGAGCAAAGAUUAUGAUCAUGUAAACAAUAGGGCAAAGCCAUCACAAUGAUAAAAGCUUUGCUGAUUAUACUUGCCGAGGGAUGAGGGAUUUUGGCUUGAGGCAGGAUCAUAGGACUUGCUGUGAAUUUGGUGUGGAGAAACAACUGAUGAAAAUUUGCUUUGCACCUACAUGUAUCAAGCUACCACAUAGGCAGAAUGAGCAUUAUCAGAAACUCUUCAGCAUUUAUACCUGUCACAAAUGCAACAGAGAUUAUGUUGCAUAACAAAACCUGUUCACAUGUGGACAAUGUGCUGUACUGGGCUUUAAACUGCUAUGCUGUUACCAUAUCAGCUUUAAUUACCAAUUUAAGUUUGACUUUGAUCGGCCUCUUCAUUGUCAUCCUGAAUGGAGUUGCAGCACAUGCUGUUCUUCAGAGAGAUGUGGAUGAUGUCUCAGACUUGCUAAUUGCUGUUCUGGCAAUUGCUGACACAGUUGUCGGAGUAUUUCUUGUGUACCAUUCCGUCUACAAUCUGUGCAACUGGCAGAUUUUUCAUGAGUGCAUGUUUCGAUACGGAAUUUUGCUUGGGGCUGACCUCACCUCCGUGUUUCACCUUUGCCUCCUGACCAUUGAUAGGUAUAUGAAAAUCACUUGGCCUUACCUCUAUGAAAGGAUCUUCAAAAAGACAACAGUCCUUGGCCUUUCAGUUAGCUUGUGGAUCAUUGCUAUGGUGUUCGGCUUCUUGCCCAUGAUGGGGUGGAACUAUGGGAUGCCAUCACCUACAGAACCACAAUGUGGGUUUUACUUGAUUCUGGAGAGAGGAUACACUCUGCUGUUAAUUUUCCUCUUCCUCAUACCGUUCAUCAUCAAUGCCAUACUGUACGGACACAUAUUCAGAGUGGCCCACCGACAUGCAAAGAGCAUUGCAGAACAGCAAACUGCAAAAAGUGCAGAGAAACGCCCUUCAAAAAGGACAUGGAAGUUCACCAAAACUGUAUGUCUGCUUAUGGGAUUCUACUUUGUGUGUUGGGUUCCUACUGGUAAGCAAACUAUACUUUCCUUGUACUUCAAUGCAAAAUGCAGGUUUUAAGAGAUCAUCAACAAUGUAGGGGUUUUCUGUACAUUAGGUCAUUGGCAUUCUUAAGCCUUGGCUUUGGCAUAUUGAAGAUCAAAUAUACAGUCAUAUCAAAAUAUCCAGCUGAUCCCAAGAUAAAAACUUACAUGUAAAACAGGUGCAGCAAAUUCUGGAAGGUUGCUGAAGGCCUACCUCAUGCUGGCUUCCUCUCCAGCCCUAAGUGGAAAGGUCUGCAAGCAACCUACAGAUGGUUGUGGGUUUCCUUCCACCAUAAUGCUGGAUGCCAUCGUAUAAGUGAAAUAUUCUUGAGUACUGUGUAAAACACCAAUCAAAUAAAUAAAUAAAUCAAAUUCUGGAAUAACUAUCUGGAAAUUUCCUUAAUAUAAACCUAGAUUGUAAAAAAUAAUGCUCUGACUGAAACAUUCUAGAAGCUGGUUGCUUUUAUACAUGCAGAAAUCUAGAUCUUAAAUGUCAACAUGUUCGAUUACCAAUUGCAGUGGCCAGGCCAUUUGACACUGUGUUUUUUUCUGUAGGUGUUUUCAUGCUGUUGGGGUAUUGCCAGGCUGUGGAUUACAUGAGCCCAGAAGACAGAGGUUUGGUAGUUAUGUACCUCAGUGUGCUUGCCUACAUCAACAGUCUGGUCAACCCCAUCAUAUAUGCUGUCAAAAUCCCCUACAUCAAAAGAAGAUACACCCAGGUUUUUGGCUGUAUUCUGUGUUGUUCCUGUAUGAAGAACACCUCUCAAACACCAGUCACUCAGUUCGCACAGAGUUUGAAUGACUGAUAGUAUCACUCAGCACUAUAACAGUGACAGAUUACAAAUGGUUUUGAGUGACACAAUAGUUAGUUACUCAGUUCAUACAAAGCUUUGAAUGUAUGUAUAUAUGCUUGGGUUUUUAUGUCAUAUUUAACAAUUUUUCAGUUAUGUGACAACGAAGAGUCAUUAGGUGUGUGUACAUAGACUAUGUCUUCUUGUGGCAAGGUGAGGUCAUGCUGCCAUGCCGAAGACACCAGACAUCACACCCCACUCAGUCACAUU